AUGUAUCACGCCAUCCUCGAUGGCAUUUUGUUCGCAAACGAUGACAUUGGUGAAGAACUUCAGACUCAAGAGAGUGGUGGCGGAAGAGACGAUGCUGCCCGGCCCGAAGUUUUGCCGACGCAGCGAUGUCCCGCGAAAAAGUUGAACCGGCAUCAUCAUCGUCAUUCUCAUCUGAACCCACAAUCUCUGGCAACUCCAGUCGCGCCUCCCAACCAGGACCCUCCCGCUCAACCCGAAGCACACGCAGACAGGAUGGAUCAUUCUCGCGACCCCUGCCCAUGGGUGAUCCUCAAUGACUUUGGUGGCGCCUUCGCCAUGGGUGCUGUUGGCGGUGCUGUAUGGCACGGCGUAAAAGGUUUCCGCAACUCCCCGUACGGCGAGCGACGCAUCGGCGCCAUCACCGCGAUAAAAGCCCGCGCGCCAGUACUCGGCGGCAACUUUGGCGUGUGGGGAGGACUCUUCAACACAUACGACUGCGCAGUCAAGGGCAUACGGAAGAAGGAAGACCCGUGGAACGCCAUCAUCGCAGGAUUCUUCACCGGCGGCUCGCUUGCGGUACGCGGUGGCUACAAAUCCAUGCGCAACGGCGCCAUAUCGUGCGCAAUUCUCCUCGCAGUCAUUGAGGGCGUCUCGAUCGGAUUCAACCGCAUGAUGGCCGACAACACCAGGCUCGAUGCCCCUCCGCCACCGCCCACCGAUGCCGGAGGCCUGUCGUCAAGCGGCGGCGGCGGCAUGGCAGUUGCCGCGUAA
Molecule: messenger RNA, 750 nt
Organism: Parastagonospora nodorum SN15
Lineage: Eukaryota; Fungi; Ascomycota; Dothideomycetes; Pleosporales; Phaeosphaeriaceae
Exons: 3
Coding region: 1-750 (249 amino acids)
Biological process (GO): protein import into mitochondrial matrix
Cellular component (GO): TIM23 mitochondrial import inner membrane translocase complex; mitochondrial inner membrane
Molecular function (GO): transmembrane protein transporter activity
Source: RefSeq, a predicted model, not a curated record